Messenger RNA from Anolis carolinensis (green anole), 2954 nucleotides. Its product is annotated as zinc finger protein 501-like. Lineage: Eukaryota; Metazoa; Chordata; Lepidosauria; Squamata; Anolidae. Gene Ontology annotation, biological process: regulation of gene expression. Bases 49 to 1449 code for a protein of 466 amino acids. The transcript has a single exon. Gene Ontology annotation, cellular component: nucleus. The record is from RefSeq and is a predicted model, not a curated record.
UUGAGGAUCAUUUCAAUCCACUUCUUAUCCCACAUCCUUUGAGUCUUUAUGACUCACACUGAGGAACAAUUGUUUAUGUUCUUCUUCACAGUAGAUAACGGGGAGAAGAGCCAUGUAUGCACCAAAUACAGGAAGCAUUUUGGACACAACUGGGGCCUUCGUCAACAGCAGCAAGCCCACAGAGAAGAUGGAGGUUCUGCCAAAGAAAGGCCUGACAAAUGCAGUGUAUGUGGGAGGUGUUUUACCCAAAAUAUGGCACUUGUGCUUCACAAGACACUUGAUGUUGGGAAAAGCCAUCUUAAAGGGAAAGUAUCUGCAAAAUGUGUGGUGAAACACAAGAAAUUUCACACAGGUCAGGAACAAUACAGAUGCCAAGAGUGUGGGAAAUGUUUUGCUUCCAGUUCAGCCUUGGUGAGGCUCAAAAGACUCCACACAGGAGAGAAGCCACACCAAUGCCAGGAGUGUGGGAAAUGUUUUGCUGAAAGUUCAGCCUUGUUGAGCCACAAAAGAGUCCACACCAGGGAGAAGCCAUACAAAUGUGAGGAGUGUGGGAAAUGUUCUGUUUCCCAUUCAGACUUGUUGAAGCACAAAAGACUCGACACAGGAGAGAAGCCAUACCAGUGCCAGGAGUGUGGGAAAUGUUUUACUUGCAGUUCAACCUUGGUGAGCCACAAAAGACUCCACACAGGAGAGAAGCCACACCAAUGCCAGGAGUGUGGGAAAUGUUCUGCUUCCCGUUCAGACUUGUUGAAGCACAAAAGACUCCAUACAGGAGAGAAGCCAUACAAAUGCCAGGAGUGUGGGAAAUGUUUUGCUGAAAGUUCAGCCUUGGUGAGGCACAAAAGACUCCACACAGGAGAGAAGCCAUACCAAUGCCAGGAGUGUGGGACAUGUUUUGCUUGCAGUUCACACUUGGUGAGCCGCAAAAGACUCCACACAGGAGAGAAGCCAUACCAAUGCCAGGAGUGUGGGAAAUGUUUUACUUCCAGUUCAACCUUGGUGAGGCACAAAAGACUCCACACAGGAGAGAAGCCAUACCAAUGCCAGGAGUGUGGGAAAUGUUUUGCUUACAGUUCAGACUUGGUGAGGCACAAAAGACUCCACACAGGAGAGAAGCCAUACCAAUGCCAGGAGUGUGGGAAAUGUUUUGCUGUCAGUUCACACUUGGCGAGGCACAAAAGAGUCCACACCAGGGAGAAGCCAUACCAAUGCCAGGAGUGUGGGAAAUGUUUUGCUUACAGUUCAGACUUGGUGAAACACAAAAGACUCCACACAGGAGAGAAGCCAUACAAAUGCCAGGAGUGUGGGAAAUGUUUUGCUGACAGUUCAAACUUGAUGAGCCACAAAAGACUCCACACAGGAGAGAAGCCAUAUAAAUGCCAUGAAUGUGGAAAAUGUUUUACUCAGAGUUCAGCCCUUAACCAGCACCAGAGAACACAUACCGGCUAAAAAACAGCCAUUGUGUGUAAAUGUCUGAUUUCAAACUUUGAAAAGUUCUGCGUCAGAUUUGGUGGAGUCCCCGUUCUUGUCAUUUGAACCUGUAAGUUGGAGGUCUGUUCUCUGGAGCAGCAGAAAGAAAGCUCUGUGUGACAGUCCUUCAGAGCAGUGGUUCUCAACCUGUGGGUCCACAGAUGUUUUGGCCUUCAACUCCCAUAAAUCCUAACAGCUGGUAAACUGGCUGGGAUUUCUGGGAGUUGUAGGCCAAAACACCCGGGGACCCACAGGUUGAGGACCACUGCUUCAGUGUCAGUUCCUGGCAGGUGUAGGAGACAAAGAUAGGCUCACACAGCUUGUAGCUAUGGAAAACUUUAUUGAAUCCGCCUUGCCAAAAUGGCCGCAAAGCUUCUACUGCCCGUCUUCCGCUCUUUCCCCUCAGUAUAUUGGGUGGUUGCUUCCCUCCUCCCUUCACGUCUCUUCUUCUCCAUUCACACCUCCCUUUCCUUUUGUCCUUUCCCACGUUUGAAGACCAGACCCUGUCAUAAACCAGCCUUCCCAGCCAAAUGGUCUUCUUUAUCCGAUUUGUUGUAGUCAGGUGUGAAAAGGACAGCUUGGAGAAUGCUGAUCUUUUUGCAUCCUGACAUUCAGAGAGUUAAAUAUUAAGUUAAGUCUUGUCACCUCGUCUGAAAAGAAAUAAACCAUAAGUGAUUCCAUCACUUGUUCCUCUGGUCUUAGUUUCCAGCUCCAUUUCCACCUUGGUUUAAAUGUCCAGUUUGUGAACGUUGUGCCCCUACAGACACAUCCUCUGUUUUCCUCUUUAGUCAGGACUGGUCAGCUUGAAUAUUGUAAAUGGCCGUUAUGGGAGGGAUCCAGAGUUAGCCCCUUCCCUUUCAGACAGUGGCUCUCAACCAGUGGUCCACGGACUACCAGUGGUUCGCAAGAACUAAAAUACGGUCUGGCUUCUAACCUUCCCUUCCUUUGCUUUCUUUUUUCUAGCCCUUCCUUCCCCUUUCUUCCUUCUUUCCUUCUAUCCUUGUCUUCUUGUCCCUUCCUUUGCCUUUUCUCUUGCCCUUCAUUCCUUCCUUUUUCUCUUCCCUCCCUUUUCUCCCCUUUGCCUUUUCUCUUGCACUUCUUUCCUUUUUUUCUUCCCUUCACUUUCCUUCCUUUUCCUUCUUUUCUCUUGCCCUUCCUUCCUUUUUCUCUUCUCUCCUCUUCCCUUCCUUUGCCUUCUUUUCUCUUGCCUUCUUUCCUUGCUUUUUCUUGCUCUUCGCUUGCCUUCCCUUCCUUUGCCUAUCAUAUGUUAUGGACUGGAGUAGAGUACAAUAUAUGUCUCAUUUGAUGCCUUAUGAACUUGAAUGCAAACUAUAAUUGUUUUUAUUAAUCUGUUUAUCCUAUUAUAUUAUAUUAUUGAUGUACUCUGAUUGUUGUUUAUGUGAGUUUAAUAUGUCGUAAGCCUCUUUGGGUCCAGUGAGGGAGAAAAGCAGGAUAUAAAUAAAGAUUCAUCAUCAUCAUCAUCA